UUAUUAAACUCCACGAAGAAGAAAUUGUUUGUCGCUUGUAAAUGGCGUAUACGGGAGUCACAUGUGGACAGUCUAUUUUCUGAAAACACAACAGUUAGGUUGUUUAUAGACUGAAAUCACAAAUUAAUUGGUCAUCUUCAGAUAUCAACACGCGUACACACAGAGAAAUAUGACUUCCAGCUGUCGACGCCCUGAGCACACAGCUCCUCCAGAUGUGUUCUACAAUGAAGAGGAGGCAAAAAAAUACUCUCAGAACUCUCGAAUGAUUGAGAUCCAGACCCAGAUGUCAGAACGAGCUGUGGAGCUUUUGAACCUGCCAGAGAGACAGCCCUGCUUCCUCCUAGAUGUGGGGUGUGGCUCUGGUCUCAGUGGAGACUACUUAACGGAGGAGGGACACUACUGGGUUGGAGUAGACAUCAGCACUGCAAUGCUGGAUGUUGCACUGGAGCGAGAAGUAGAAGGAGACCUUUUACUAGGAGACAUGGGGCAGGGGAUGCCUUUCCGACCUGGCACCUUUGACGGUUGCAUCAGCAUCUCUGCUUUGCAGUGGCUCUGUAAUGCCGACAAAAGGACACACAGUCCGCCAAAGAGACUUUAUACCUUCUUUAGGACUCUGUAUUCCUCUUUGUCAAGGGGCUCACGCGCAGUUUUUCAGCUUUAUCCAGAAAAUUCAGAACAGCUUGAGCUGAUCACAUCACAGGCCAUGAGGGCAGGUUUCAGUGGGGGCAUGGUGGUGGAUUACCCCAACAGCAGCAAGGCUAAAAAGUUCUUCUUGUGUCUGUUUGCUGGAGUGACUGGAGUCCUUCCAAAGGGAUUGGGAUCAGAAACGUCAGACAAAGCUGUUCCAAACCAGGUCCAGUAUUCGGGACAAAGAUGUCGCUUCAAGAGCAUGAAAGGCAAAUCAGUGAAGAAGGGCCGAGAUUGGAUCUUGGAGAAGAAGGAGAGGAGGAGAAGACAGGGACGGGAGGUUCGAGCCGACACUAAAUACACCGGACGUCAGAGAAGACCUCAUUUCUAGCUCUGACUCAUGCAGCUGUGCCUUCAUUAGCCUGCACUGCCCCACGCACGGUCACCUCUGGAGCAGCAGAAUGUUGGACCUUAAUUUCCUAAUGCUUUAAUCCAAGUAGAUGAGAUGCGAGAGUGAAAUGCUCCUUCGAUCAGCUGCUUCUCUGUUCGGUCAAAUGGUGGUAAGAUUGAACUGGCCGCGUUCAUGUUGGCUGGAGACACACAGGUGUGCACUGGCUGCUGCUGAUGUAAAAUAGUGAAGGCAGAGUUGGCGCUGACAACGCCAACAGUGUCAGAGUUAAAACAAAUUUUGAAUAAAUUAUCAAAUGUCUCAAUUUCUGGUUAGCUGUUUAUUGUAUUGUCUGCAUUACUUUCAGAAUUAAAACAAAGAUUCU
Molecule: messenger RNA, 1400 nt
Organism: Monopterus albus (swamp eel)
Lineage: Eukaryota; Metazoa; Chordata; Actinopteri; Synbranchiformes; Synbranchidae
Gene: bud23
Product: BUD23 rRNA methyltransferase and ribosome maturation factor
Exons: 12
Coding region: 170-1018 (282 amino acids)
Biological process (GO): rRNA (guanine-N7)-methylation
Cellular component (GO): nucleolus
Molecular function (GO): rRNA (guanine) methyltransferase activity
Source: RefSeq, a predicted model, not a curated record